AUGUCGUCAUUAGAGUUUCUAAAUAUGAAGUCGUUUCAUCCGGGAACGAAAGAGAAUCAAAAGAAACUGUUUAUUGCCGAGCAGAAAGCGAGUGCCAAUGAGAAACGUGAGAGAGAGCGAGCAAAAGAAAGACAAGAUGAAAUCGAAUUCUACAAGAACAAAGCGGCACUCGGUAGACAAUCGAAAAUGGAGGCAGAACGUUCAAAAGUUAGUUUUCUCUAUGCUGCACCACCGGGUGCCACUCUAGAGAAAGAAAAGACAACGAAAACCAACAACGAUAGCAAUUCGAAUCGAUCACCAGAGAAUGAAAAGAAAGAUAUCAGACAGAUGACAGAUACAGAGAAAUUCCCGUUCUUGGCGAAUGCACCGGUGCAAGGCGACUACACCAGCGAUAUCAAGGUGACUCAUAAACCGUUCGGCAUAGAGUUACGUGAUGUCCGAUGCAUUCGUUGUCAGCAAUGGGGUCAUAAAUCGGGUGAUCGCGAUUGUCCAUUGAAAGAUGUUAACCCUAAUGACCUUAAGAGAUUACAACGUGAAGAUCCACUAUUCUCAAUGUCAACAGAUAAUCAGCAAGGUGAUAAUAAUGACGAUGAAGAUGACGAUAGUAUAUUAAGAGAAUUCUUAGAGAGUUUAUCAAAGAAACAAAGAAAAUUACUACUUAGACAAAUCAAGAAAGAAGAGAAACAAAAGAAAAAGAAAGAUAAAAAUGAUAAAGAAAAAAGAAAGAGAAAGAAUAACAAAGAUUAUAAUAGUAGUAGUAGUAGUAGUAGUGAGAGUGAUAACGACUAUUCGAGUAAUGACAAUUAUAGCUCUGACAGUGAAGACGAUAAAUCAUCUCACAGAAAGAAUAAAUCAACGAAAAGAUCUCAUCAUAAAGAAAAAGAUCAUCGUAAAGAAAGUGAUGAUGAAUAUGUAGAAAGAAAGUUCUAA
Molecule: messenger RNA, 930 nt
Organism: Heterostelium album PN500
Lineage: Eukaryota; Evosea; Eumycetozoa; Acytosteliales; Acytosteliaceae
Product: Cir_N domain-containing protein
Exons: 2
Coding region: 1-930 (309 amino acids)
Biological process (GO): negative regulation of DNA-templated transcription
Cellular component (GO): nucleus
Molecular function (GO): transcription corepressor activity
Source: RefSeq, a predicted model, not a curated record